This is a messenger RNA of Triticum aestivum (bread wheat), 1483 nucleotides long. RefSeq lists its product as uncharacterized. NCBI's taxonomy places the organism in Eukaryota, Viridiplantae, Streptophyta, Magnoliopsida, Poales, Poaceae. The record is from RefSeq and is a predicted model, not a curated record. Gene Ontology annotation, molecular function: protein binding. The transcript is spliced from 3 exons. The annotation marks the transcript as partial.
CCCCUCCCCACCCACCCUCCGGCGGCGGCGCCCACCGAUCUCCUCCCCGGACUUGUUCCCUACUCCAGAUGCUACCAUCCAGAUGAUGAAGGAAGAUCAAAUUCUUUCUGCAAUCGGAUUGGGAGAAGCAAGGGAAAGGUGCCAAUUUCGUUCUGUCUUCGGAUUCCAAGGAGAAACGGAUCAAUUUCGAUUUGUAUUAGAAAAAGGAGUUGUUUUUAUAUGUCUGCUUCUCGUGAGAUAAUAGUAAAUCGGUCGGUUUACGAUUCGGAAGCCUCAGCUCCUCCGUCUCCGUCUCUUUUUUGGGUAGUAUCGGACUUCUUCUGCGAGUAGGAUCGGAGGAGUCUAUAACAAGUUCAGGCCGAGCGUUCACCAUUGUCGCGAUAUCGUCGUUUCAAUAAUUAUUAUCUCUGCUUAUUGCGUCGCCAUGGAGCUUAAUAGGUGUCGCCGCGGCCGACGUGAUUCGAAGAGAGAAGCUAGUAAUGGGGGCUCCCUAAGCGAACUGCCUGCUGAAGUACAAGCUUGUAAUGGGGACAUGCUAAGGGAGCUGCCUGCUGACUUAGAAGCUGGCGAUAGGGACAGGCUAAGCGAGCUGCCUGCUGAUUUGCUGCUCAACAUUCUGGAGAGGGUGGGUACCCUCGAUGCUGUAAAAACCUGCAUACUUUCCAAAAAAAUGCAGAAGCUGCCCACUAUGCUCUCGCAGAUUGUGAUUGAUCUUAGCACUGAUGACUUGGUCCGCAUUCACACCGUCGUGGCCAAUGUUACGAACAAGAUCCUCAAUGCAAGGUCUUCGAAGAUCACCAUUCGUAAGCUGAAGCUCAAAUUCUUUUUGAGUCCUUCUCACUGUCUCUCCAUUGGCAAAUGUGUUGGCCUCGCCAUGGCGGACCAGAAAGUGGACUCAGCUGAGUUUGAGAUCUUGACGCCCAGGAAUGGUCAUCUUUGCACCGAAGCCUACCGCCUGUUCUUUGCUGACCAGUUCAAUGAUUUUUUUCGUGAUUGCCCAGAUGCAUUUGCUGGCCUCACGGGGCUGCAUCUACAAUACAUGAGGUUUGGUGAAUCAGACAUAACCAACAUCCUAAGCUAUUGCAAGCAGCUGGAGUCACUAUCUUUGUUCAUGUGUGACGAGGGGGUCUCUUCGGUGCUGCAUGUAGAACACGCACGACUCGUGGAGCUUGUUAUCUCCUAUUGUGAAUUCAAAACAGUGGAGCUCACCUUUCUACCAAAGCUCCAGCGGAUGACCUUUAAUAGUUGGCCCUCCUGUGCUGAACAUCCCUUGGCUAUUGGUUUUGUCCCUGAGCUUUCGAAGCUGAGCCUUGCUAAGGCAUGUUUUUCACACAAGACACUCAAGCUAAGCCAGCUGCUUGCUAAUGUCCCCUCCGUAAACGAUCUGUCCCUGGAAUUUCGAAGUGAAAAGAUGACGGAGCCCAGGAGCCAGAUGUCACCGCCGAUGCCUACUACUACGUGGAGACCGCCGACGACCAGGAGU